Messenger RNA from Microbotryum saponariae, 2849 nucleotides. The record is from the annotation of a GenBank genome assembly. Lineage: Eukaryota; Fungi; Basidiomycota; Microbotryomycetes; Microbotryales; Microbotryaceae.
AUGACAAGCUUGUGGAGCCGCAAUCUACGAGAUGAGGACGACUGUGGGUUUGACCUCGACUACUAUAUCACAGCUACACCUGCCAAUCCUUGGCAUCAGGUGCCACCACCCGUCGCCGCUUCAUUCUGGCCGGUCGCAGCCGCUUUGUCUGUCCCCGACAUUGCGCCGCGAGCUCGUCGCAACCACCUCCUGACCGGAUCGGCUUCAACUUCCGCACGGCAGCGGACCGUCGUACCGUCGCAACAAACCCAAGAUGUCGUUCGUUUUUCGCAGCUGCCAACUGAUUCGGCUGCCAUGUCGGUUCCGUCGACGGCUUCGCAUCGAUCUCCGUUGAAAAACCUGUCACCCUUUCAAAUGGUCGUCACGGCCGUGUCACCUCCGAGUCGUAAUUCUUACGCCGAUCGAACCGAUGCCACUCAGCGGCCGUACCGGUAUGCGACGGCAAGGACCGGCGAUGGGCAUCUCAAGCCCAAACCUUCACUGCACUCCGAAAGUUCAGCCAGGAUAGACCCAAUAUGGUCUCAAGCACAUUUAUCGAAAACCAGCGCGGUCCUCCGAGUCGAAGAUCGCUCUCAGGACCCCGUUCGUACGACCUGGUCGUCGCUGUCAACAUUCUCGCAGAGUAUGCCCAUGUCUCUGACCCCAUCACAACCAGCAACCGCAAAAAUACCUCGUUUCAAUACCCAAAAUACCCAAUCGUCAUCCUCAACCCCGCUCGAACAAGAGGUGGUAGCUCCGACACCCAUCCGACUUACACCACCGACCCAAGUAGUUGUCGAUCAGAACUCGGCGACCGCCGUUCCAUGCGCAACCCCGAAUCGACUAGAGCAGUCAGCUCCUAAUCCGUCAUGGCUCGAAGAAGCGUUGUACGGACCACCCUUUGGAGCAGACAUCACUUCGAGCUCUCAAGCCCCUGUCACGGGCCAAAACAGGGUGACCACUCGCAAAGCGAAAGUUUCACGCUUCAAGCGGAUCGGGAGCGUGUGGGUGAGUUGAGUCGAUUUUUCCUUUGCGGCGGUGACGUCACCCGACAGAUUAGACCACACCCAGGCGAUUAUCACUCAGUUUUACUGACAUCUGAUCUGUAGACCCGUAAAACAACCGCCGCUCCUGCACCGGCGCACACCAUGGUCGCACCCUACCCACACGACGGGGAAUCCAAGCCGUCACCGACGCCCCAAGCGAUUCGAAGACCUUUCAAACAGAGAGGUAAUCGACACACGCCACCGAGAUCCAGUCAGGCAUGAUCCAAGGUGCCAAAUAUAUUCGUAUACGCUCGACUGGAGGGCGACAUUUGCCAAUCGAAAACAUCGUUGCGCCGGCGCUCCCAUUCGGAGGAAUUUUGGGGGCCCCACAUAGUCCCACAUGCUCGAUCGUUGGCAGUCGUUGGCGCGGCCAUCGACUGCCUAGCCUUGGCCUGGGCGAUCCUCGGCUGCUUCGCUCUUCCAUCCAUUCUCUCAUUCCCUUCCGCACCCGAUCGUGAAUCGUUAUCCCCUCCAUCAUGCCAUGACUCGCCUUUGAGACAGUGGAUGCCUUCACCUCAACCGCGUUCGCCGGCAACCCAGCGGCCGUGAUCGUCCUGCCGAAGCAACAGACCCAGGAGAUCGAUGCGACGCAGAUGCAACUCAUUGCACGAGAGUUCAACCUUAGUGAAACUGCAUUCGUCUGUGCAUUGAAUGACGAGGUCGAGGUCAAGGAUGGCGAGGUCGAUUAUUUGAUUCGGUGGUUCACUCCGACGGCAGGCAAGCUUAAAUGACUCUUGACUCAUUCAGCUGCGACUCAAGUACUCAAGACUGAAGGUUUCUCACUCAAGUUGCUGACUCGUUCGCUGAUACUUCUACAUGCUUAUUUUAUGAUCAAACAGAGGUCCCUCUUGUGAGUGAUGGUGCCACAAGUUCACCUCGGCACAAUACGCGGCGUCUUCAAUAGGACCUGACCCUGCCACUUGCUCGCUCCCUCUCUCCACAGUGCGGUCACGCCACGCUUGCUUCUUCGCACUGCCUUUUCACAAAACAUUACUCCGGUGCGUGACAAAUCAACUUCAAGACGCUCCAUUCCGGAAUCCUGACGAUCCAGCGCCGAGCCGCCGAUCGCAUCGAGCUCGACUUCCCCGCGGACGUCAGCAGUCAUUCUCGAACGAUCCCCAAAGAUUCGGAGCGAUGGUCCCCGAUCAUCAAAGCGCUUGGCAAGGCUUUAAUAGUGGGAGUUGAGCCUCAUGUAGUUGCUAUGUCUGAUUCUGUUACCGGUCCUUUGAUCGAAUUUUCGGUCGAUGGCAUCAACCUCGAGACAGCCAAGUGGAAACCCCAGGCUUUUGUGAGUCAAAGUUUCGAUAGCCGGAUGGGAUCGGACGAUUCGUAUACCCUGCAAAAGCUGAUGGUAAGAUUGACCUGAGAAUAUCCAGACGGCAGAGGUGUCUACAUUCCUAGUCAUCGUCACACAACCGGCGUUGAAAGGAGAGCAACAGGAUGUCUCGUCUCGAGUUUUCCGGCCUUUGCUCGGUGUGCCCGAAGAUCCGGUGGUGCGUACUCCGAGUCCUCCUAGUCCUUCACUGUGAGGGAUAACCUUCUUGCAGAUACAUGAGAUCGCCUAUUGCCAUCCCGAUCGGGACAUCACAGACCGGCUUUGCUCACACUGUCCUCGGUCCCUACUGGGGCAAACCGAACGCUGCGCCUCAUGCUCGCCUCCUCGCUGCCAAAGGACUGACAACAUGGUCCAAGGAUUCGCUGGAGUGCAAACAAGUGAGCGAAAGAGGUGGGACGUUGGUUGUGAGGUGGAAGGAGGCAAAAGCGGAUCGCAUCGCUUUGGAAGGGUCGGCCAAGACGGUAAUGAGGGGAACGUUAGAGUAUUGA